UUCCCCACUCCCCCCUUCCGUUUCCUCGGACCCCACCACCGCGCCCCCCGCAUCCCUCAGAUGCAGCAGCCGCCCGCCGAGAUGCACCCCGCCGUCGACGCCCCCGCCCCCGCGGCGCCCCAGCCGGCCGCCGCGCAGGCCGCCGCCGCCACCGCGAGUGCCAGCGACACCGUCCCCGCUUCCGAUCCCGCCCCGCCCGCGCCGGCGCCGGCGCCCGAGGCGGCCGAUCCGCCGCCCGCUCCGGCGCCCAAGACCGUCACGUGGAGCGAGAAGCUCACGUCGGACUCGCCGACGCACGUGCACGCCGCCGCCGCCGCGGAGUCCAGCCAGUACGUGUCCCGCGGCCCCCCGGCCUCCUCGUCCAAGGGCGCCGUGGAAGCGAUGAAGGAGACGCUGUCGAGGUGGGGGAAGUCGUGGGGGGAGACGACAAAGAUGGUCGAGAGCCUAAGCCGAGACACGUGGCAGCACUUCAAGACUGGACCUAGUUUAACUGAAGCUGCUAUGGGACGCCUAGCUCAAGGAACUAAAGUUCUAGCAGAAGGAGGCUAUGAAAAAAUAUUUAAGCAGACGUUUGAAGCUCUUCCAGAUGAGCAGCUGAAAGUAUGCUAUGCAUGUUAUCUUUCAACAUCAGCAGGUCCUGUCAUGGGAGUCUUGUACAUUUCUACAGCUAAGAUCGCAUUCUGCAGUGACAAUCCUCUCUCUUACAAAGCUGGAAACAAAACUGAAUGGAGUUACUACAAGGUGGUCAUUCCUCUUCACCAGCUAAGAGCAGCUAAUCCUUCAGUGAGCAAAAUAAAUCCUGCAGAGAAGUACAUUCAGGUUGUUUCUGUUGAAGGUCACGAGUUCUGGUUCAUGGGUUUUCUGAUGUACGACAAAGCCGCAGCCAGCCUUCAAGAAGCCCUGGCUAGUGCUCGUGAGUUGCAACCAUAAAGACAUUAAAUGGAAGAUUUUGGUUACAUCAUUGGGUGUCUCCAGUUCGGAACCAGGAUUCCUUGGCUUCUGAGUGUCUCCUGUCUCGAAUCCUCUGCACUGAAGCUUUCGACACGAUACACUCACUAGCUUGCACAGUGGAAUUGUUUGUUAUUCCUCCCUGUGUUGUAAUCAUGAGAUAUAUGCUGGAAAGCACUGCACCUGUCCAUUUUGAGUGCCUUAGUUACCGACAUUGAAAUGUGACAGUGUUGAAUGUUUGUUGAGAACUUGCAUGUCAAGGGCCUAGGAAAAUGGAAUGGAACCGGUGGCCAAAAGAAAACACCUACUGAUGCUA
This is a messenger RNA of Panicum virgatum (switchgrass), 1264 nucleotides long. RefSeq names its product GEM-like protein 1. NCBI's taxonomy places the organism in Eukaryota, Viridiplantae, Streptophyta, Magnoliopsida, Poales, Poaceae. The record is from RefSeq and is a predicted model, not a curated record. The coding region runs from base 61 to 930 and encodes 289 amino acids. The transcript has 4 exons.